Molecule: messenger RNA, 2555 nt
Organism: Anarrhichthys ocellatus (wolf-eel)
Lineage: Eukaryota; Metazoa; Chordata; Actinopteri; Perciformes; Anarhichadidae
Product: interferon regulatory factor 4-like
Exons: 8
Coding region: 215-1567 (450 amino acids)
Biological process (GO): regulation of transcription by RNA polymerase II; immune system process
Cellular component (GO): nucleus
Molecular function (GO): RNA polymerase II cis-regulatory region sequence-specific DNA binding; protein binding; DNA-binding transcription factor activity, RNA polymerase II-specific
Source: RefSeq, a predicted model, not a curated record
GAACGAUUCAUUUACAAACUUGCCGGGUUUCGAGUUUCACAGGUAGGAGCAGCUCGAUACGCUACGAUAAGGGCCAAGUUAGUCUGCGUGGGAGAUCAGGGUGGUUCGAGAGUUUUGGUCUAUAGACUCAUCUCUCUCUCUGCCAAACUCGCACUACUGUUCAAAACAUCGAGCCUGCACGGUGGAGUUGUCGCGUGCGUCUGUUUGGACGGAGAUGAACGCUGAGGUGGAUUACGGAGGCUCCGGGAGCAGCGGGAACGGAAAGCUGCGCAAUUGGCUCAUCGAGCAGGUGGACUGCGGCACAUAUCCCGGUCUGGUGUGGGAGAACGACGAGAAGAGCAUCUUCAGGAUACCGUGGAAACACGCCGGGAAGCAGGACUAUAACCGUGAUGAGGAUGCCGCGCUUUUCAAGGCCUGGGCGCUGUUUAAAGGAAAGUUUCGGGAGGGGAUCGACAAGCCGGACCCGCCGACCUGGAAGACCCGCCUCCGCUGCGCGCUCAACAAGAGCAACGACUUUGAGGAGCUUGUGGAGAGAAGCCAGCUGGACAUCUCAGACCCGUACAAAGUGUACCGCAUCAUCCCCGAGGGCGCCAAGAAAAGACCCAGACAGGAGGACAGUCCUCUGAGUCCGAUGAGCUAUCAGGUGCACUCCCCCUAUCCUGCCCUUCAGACCCAGAUACCACAGUAUGUGCCCACACCAGAGUGCGGCUGGAGAGAUUUCUGUCAGGAGCAGGCCUCCCUGCCUGAGCUGCCCUUCACUCACUGUCCCCCCCGCAGCCUGCCGUGGCAGGGCCAGUCCAUGGAGAAUGGUUAUCAACUCAGAGCCUCCAUUUACUCGUAUGGUCCUGCUGACAGUCAGCCCUCGCCUUUCACACUGGACGCCAGCAUCAGAUCAGCAGAGGCGCUCUCAGACUUCCGCCUGCAUGUGUCUGUGUAUUUCCGGGACACUCUGGUGAGGGAGGUGACCACCUCCAGUCCAGAGGGUUGCCACCUCACUCCCUGCUCCCCAGAGGAGAAGCACUACCUGCCUCCUGGAGGUCCCGAGGUGGUCCCCCUGCCCGUGGACAGUCUGUCUGCCCAAAGGAGGACAGAGGAAUGUCCCCCGAGUCCCCCGUCCACCCUGGAGAGGGGAGUGUUACUGUGGAUGGGCGCAGACGGACUCUACGCGCGGAGGCUGUGUCAGGGCAGGGUGUACUGGCAGGGAGGACUGUCCCAGUAUGGAGACAAGCCCAACAAACUGGAGCGAGAGGUCACCUGUAAGCUCCUCCACACACAGGACUACCUGACAGAGAUCCAGAGUUAUGGCCUCCACGGGCGGCCGCUGCCUCGUUUCCAGGUCCAAUUGAACUUUGGAGACGAGUGUCUGGACCUGCAGAGACAAAGACGGACCCUCACAGUCCAGGUGGAGCCGUUGUUUGCCAGGCAGCUCCUGUACUACGCCCAGCAGAUGGGCGGCCACUACUUCCGCAGCUACGAGCACCCGGGAGUCACGGACCACAUAAACACCUCUGAGGACUACCAGAGGACCAUCACGCAUCACCACAGCAGCAGCAGCCUGCAGGAGUGAUCUCAGUAGCUUCAAGUGACUGUUGAAAACUUCAAGAUGCAGCAGUGACCUUUGACACAGGAGGCCAUUUAACUGAGACAAGAGGACAAACGUGGACAGUGUUAUACAUGAAGAUUAUGGACACUUAGUGACAGCAACUGUUUGCCUGUGUCUUGUCUGUGUGUGUGUGUGUGUGUGUGGGGAACAAAAGUUGCAGUGUUAAUUCUUUCUCUCCUGACUAUAUUUUUGUGGCACCAUUUUUAUGGCUCCAUACUUACUAUGCAAAGAAAAAACUGACAGCUGAGGUGAUUGUACAGAAGAAAACUGUGUGUUGAAUUGUAAUGCCUUAAGGUGAUUGACAUUUUGGGAAAUACGCUUAUUCACUUUUUUUGCUGAGUUAGACGAGAAGAUCGAUACCCCUCCGUCUGUACAGUAAACAGGAAGCUGGAGCCAGCAGGCGGUUAGCUUAGCUUAGCACAAAGACUGGACACAGGGGGAAACUGCUAGCCUGGCAUGUCUGUAGCUCACAAUUUAACAAGUUAUAUUUUGUUUGUUUAAGGUGUACAAAAACUGGUGUGAAAACAUAACAUUUGCCAUUUUAUGGGGGUCAUGAGAAGCAUUUUUUUUUUUUUUUGCCAGGCUAGCUGUUUCCCCCAUUUGCAGUCUUUAUGCUAAGCUAAGCUAAUUGUUUUCUGGCAGUUGCUUUAUAUCUGCUGUACAGAUGUUUGAGUGGUACCGAUUUUUUUGUUUACGCUUCUUCUAAAUAUGUAUUUUUGUUGCUGGGAGACACUAUCACCACCAUUUAAGUUAUAAAUGCAUUCUUGAGCCCAGCUAUGUUUGUGUGAGAAACUCAGGGAGCUGGUUUUAGAUAAGCUUUUUCAACUCAAUUAGAUAUAUUUUCUAAAAUUGAAGUGUCAUAUAUCAAAUCUGAGAAGGAGUUGGAGUGUUUGAGCCUUUUCGCCUUGAAAGAGCACAUUUCUGUUGUAAAAAAAAACAAUAAAUGGCUUUA